CAAAUAAUUAGAUGUCAGUUAGAUAUAGUCCAACUAGGUCUGGGCAAAAUAACCGGAACCGAAGAAUCGAACCGAAAUACCCAAAACCAAAACCGGACUAAUACCCUCAAAUAUCCGAACGGUUCCUAUAUUUUUAUAUCCAAAAUAACCGAACGAACCGGAACCGAACCAAGAACCGAACGGAUACCCGAAUAUAUAAAAAUAUUAAUUAUAUAUACAUAUAACAUCACUAAAUAUAUAUUUUUAAUUUAAAAUUCUAUUAGAAGUAUCUGAAAAUAGUAGAUGAUAACUAAAUUAUUAUAAAGUAUCCAAACUAACCGAAAGUAUCCGAAACUAUCCAGAUAGUUUUAUCCGAAAUAUCCAAAGUAAUCCGAAAUAUCUAAAUUUUUUAUCUAAAUCAUCCUAAUUAUUUGAUAUUUUACCAUAAAUAACCGAUAUUUUAUCCAAAUUAUCCGAACUAUCCGAACCCGAACCGGAUCCAAAUGAGAACCAAAUUUUUUCCGGAUAUUUUUCGGUUCUUACAUUUACUAUCCGAACCGAACCGAACCCGAAACUAUCCGAACCGAACCGAACCAAAAAUAGGUCAAAUACUAAAUGGAUCCUCUAGCCCCUAUCCGAACUACCCAAAACCCGAAAUACCCGAACCGAACCGAACCGAUACCCGAUGCCCAGGCCUAACUCCAACCACGUUUUCACAUAGAGCCACAGAAUCAUCAUAGUUCAAUCACACAACUCGCUCUCUCCAUUCGUUCCAGGUACGUGAUUUGCUUCAUCAGAUCUUUCUUCGAUCUCCGUCUCAUCAUCUUCGGAUCGAGUCGAUUCGUGGAGCUGUUUGAUUUGAUAUUGAUCUGUGACAAUGGGAGCGGCUGGUAUCGACAUGGAUGAAGGAGCUCUCGAGAUCGGAAUGGAAUACAGAACUGUCUCAGGGGUUGCUGGACCUUUAGUCAUUCUUGAGAAAGUGAAGGGGCCAAAGUACCAGGAGAUUGUUAAUAUUCGCUUAGGUGAUGGAUCUAUGAGACGUGGUCAGGUCUUGGAAGUUGAUGGGGAGAAAGCUGUUGUCCAGGUUUUUGAAGGAACAUCUGGAAUUGACAACAAAUUUACCACCGUUCAGUUCACAGGAGAGGUUUUGAAAACACCUGUAUCACAAGACAUGCUUGGACGCAUAUUUAACGGCUCUGGGAAGCCAAUUGAUAAUGGUCCUCCUAUUUUGCCAGAGGCAUACCUUGAUAUCUCUGGAAGUUCAAUCAACCCCAGUGAGAGAACCUACCCUGAAGAGAUGAUACAAACAGGGAUUUCUACCAUUGAUGUCAUGAACUCAAUCGCUCGUGGACAGAAGAUUCCUCUUUUCUCUGCUGCUGGUCUACCUCAUAACGAAAUCGCUGCUCAAAUUUGUCGUCAGGCUGGUCUUGUUAAGCGGUUGGAAAAGACUGAGAACCCAAUUGAGGACCAUGGAGAGGACAACUUUGCAAUUGUUUUUGCAGCUAUGGGUGUAAACAUGGAGACGGCUCAGUUCUUCAAGCGUGAUUUUGAAGAAAAUGGAUCAAUGGAAAGAGUUACUCUUUUCCUGAACCUGGCAAAUGACCCAACCAUCGAGAGAAUUAUCACUCCUCGAAUUGCCCUUACAACCGCUGAGUAUUUAGCUUAUGAAUGUGGGAAGCAUGUGCUGGUUAUAUUGACAGACAUGAGUUCCUAUGCAGAUGCUCUUCGUGAGGUCUCUGCUGCUCGAGAAGAAGUACCUGGAAGACGUGGAUAUCCAGGUUAUAUGUAUACAGAUCUUGCAACUAUUUAUGAGCGUGCAGGGCGUAUUGAAGGAAGAAAGGGUUCCAUUACCCAAAUCCCUAUCCUGACUAUGCCCAAUGAUGACAUCACUCACCCUACUCCGGAUCUUACUGGUUACAUUACUGAGGGUCAGAUAUAUAUUGACAGGCAACUUCACAACAGACAGAUAUAUCCACCCAUCAACGUGCUUCCAUCACUUUCUCGAUUAAUGAAGAGUGCUAUUGGUGAGGGAAUGACUCGCCGUGACCAUUCUGAUGUGUCCAACCAGCUAUACGCAAACUAUGCCAUCGGGAAGGAUGUUCAAGCCAUGAAAGCUGUAGUUGGAGAAGAAGCUCUUUCUUCUGAAGAUCUGCUGUAUUUAGAGUUUCUGGACAAAUUUGAGAGGAAGUUUGUGAUGCAAGGAGCAUACGAUACAAGAAACAUCUUCCAGUCACUUGACUUGGCAUGGACACUGCUCCGUAUCUUCCCUCGUGAGCUUCUUCACCGUAUUCCUGCCAAAACACUUGAUCAAUUCUACAGCCGCGACUCCACAAGCUAAGCCUUCUUAAGCAACCUCUAUGUUGCUCCAUUCUUAUUUGGAAGUUUGGAACUUAAAUUAUGUCCCGAGAAGAAAAAACAAGAUUGCGUGAAAAAAAACUCAGAGAAUUGUGAUUUGGGAUUAUUCUUUUGUUUUUCAUUUGUAUAAUAAAGGCUUUGUGUAGGAAAAGCCUAGUAACACAAACGCUAUUUAUAAGCCUUGUUGUGUUUUUGUCUUCCAAACUGGUGAACCAUGUAUUUCUCGUGUAAUAAUCUAUUCCUUGAACACUCUUA
Brassica napus (rape) is the source of this 2589-nucleotide messenger RNA. Its product is annotated as V-type proton ATPase subunit B1. NCBI's taxonomy places the organism in Eukaryota, Viridiplantae, Streptophyta, Magnoliopsida, Brassicales, Brassicaceae. Gene Ontology annotation, molecular function: ATP binding; proton-transporting ATPase activity, rotational mechanism. The coding region runs from base 857 to 2317 and encodes 486 amino acids. The transcript is spliced from 15 exons. The record is from RefSeq and is a predicted model, not a curated record. Gene Ontology annotation, cellular component: proton-transporting V-type ATPase, V1 domain. Gene Ontology annotation, biological process: ATP metabolic process; proton transmembrane transport.